CGGCGGCGACGGAGGAGCGGCGCUGAGGAGGGAACCGGGCCAGACUCAGCCCGACAGCGGGAUUAGAGUCCUCCAGAAAACACACCGCAUAGCCCAUGAGGUGGAAUGGUGAUGUCUCCAUGAGGGAACCUCCUCUCAUUCAUCCUGUCAUGUGUAUCAUACUGUUCUCGACUGGGCAAUUCAUCUAAGAUGGGAUUUACCCUGUGACACAAACAGGGAGAAGAUUUAUGGACCCCAAACAUCGUUUCAAGUUGUAGUUGAGUUUUUUGAAAUAUCGACAAUACCCUGCAAAGCUCUUUUGCUUUGGACCCUCUGCUGUAUUAAAGCUGCUGUGUUGCUAACCCAGCACUGCUCCAGUGUGUUGAUUGAUCAUCAUGGCUUCAGUUUGGAAGAGACUGCAGCGUGUGGGAAAACAUGCAUCCAAGUUCCAGUUUGUGGCUUCCUACCAAGAGCUGAUGGUUGAGUGUACUAAGAAAUGGCAACCAGAUAAACUGGUGGUAGUUUGGACAAGAAGAAGCCGAAGGAAGUCUUCUAAGGUUCAUAGCUGGCAACCUGGAAUAAAAAAUCCAUACCGUGGUGUUGUAGUGUGGCCUGUUCCUGAAAACAUUGAAAUCACUGUGACACUUUUUAAGGAUCCUCAUGCAGAGGAAUUUGAAGACAAAGAGUGGACAUUUGUCAUAGAAAAUGAAUCUCCUUCUGGUCGAAGAAAAGCUCUUGCUACUAGCAGCAUCAACAUGAAACAGUAUGCAAGCCCUAUGCCGACUCAGACUGAUGUCAAGUUAAAAUUCAAGCCAUUGUCUAAAAAAGUUGUAUCUUCCACUCUCCAGUUUUCUUUAUCUUGCAUUUUCCUUCGGGAGGGAAAAGCCACGGAUGAAGACAUGCAAAGUUUGGCUAGUUUGAUGAGUAUGAAGCAGGCUGACAUUGGCAAUUUGGAUGACUUUGAAGAAGAUAAUGAAGAAGAUGAUGAGAACCGAGUGAACCAGGAGGAAAAGGCAGCAAAAAUUACAGAGCUUAUCAACAAACUUAACUUUUUGGAUGAAGCAGAAAAGGACUUGGCCACUGUGAAUUCAAACCCAUUUGGUGAUCCAGAUGUAACAGAUUUAAAUCCAUUUGGAGAUCCUGACUCAGAAGAACCAAUCACUGAGAAAGUGUCUUCUAAAAAACCAGAAGAAUCUUUUUAUAAUAACAGCUAUAAUCCCUUUAAAGAGAUACAGACUCCACAAUAUUUGAACCCAUUUGAUGAGCCAGAAACCUUUGUAACUGUAAAGGACUCUCCUCCCCAGUGUACAAAAAGAAAAAAUAUAAGGCCUGUGGACAUGUCCAAGUACCUUUAUGCUGAUAGUUCUAAAACUGAAGAAGAAGAGUUGGAUGAAUCAAAUCCUUUUUAUGAACCUAAGCCAAGUCCUCCUCCAAAUAAUUUGGUAAAUCUGGUUGAAGAACUGGAAACUGAAAAGAAAAUGAAAAGAAAGGCUCCAUCCCCACCAGUUAUCUCACCAAAGACAGGAAGAGUAAGUGAAAACACAGUUGUUUCUGCAGGAAGAGAUCUUACAACUUCUCCUAAGCCAAGUCCUAUACCAAGUCCUGUUUUGGGGAGAAAGCCAAAUGCUAGUCAGUCAUUGCUUGUAUGGUGCAAAGAAGUUACAAAAAACUACCGUGGAGUGAAAAUCACCAAUUUUACUACAUCAUGGAGAAAUGGUUUAUCUUUUUGUGCAAUAUUACACCAUUUUAGACCAGAUUUAAUUGACUACAAGUCUCUGAAUCCUCAAGAUAUUAAAGAGAACAACAAAAAGGCAUACGAUGGAUUUGCCAGCAUAGGAAUUUCCCGGUUAUUGGAACCUUCUGAUAUGGUUUUAUUAGCAAUUCCUGACAAACUGACUGUUAUGACUUACCUCUAUCAAAUAAGGGCACAUUUCAGUGGCCAAGAACUAAAUGUUGUUCAGAUAGAGGAAAACAGCAGUAAAAGCACAUAUAAAGUUGGAAACUAUGAAACAGAUACAAACAGUUCUGUUGAUCAGGAAAAAUUCUAUGCAGAGCUUAGUGAUCUGAAGCGGGAGCCUGAACUGCAGCAGCCUAUCAGCGGAGCAGUAGACUUCUUAUCUCAGGAUGACUCUCUAUUUGUAAAUGAUAGUGGGGUUGGAGAGUCAGAAAGUGAGCAUCAGACUCCUGAUGAUCACCUUAGUCCAAGCACAGCCUCCCCUUACUGCCGCAGGACUAAAAGUGACACAGAACCCCAAAAGUCCCAGCAGGGCUCUGGAAGGACUUCAGGAUCCGAUGACCCUGGAAUAUGUCCCAACACAGAUGCAACCCAAGCACAGGUUUUGUUAGGCAAGCAGAGACUAUUGAAAGCUGAGAACCUAGAAUUAAGUGACUUAUAUGUUAGUGAUAAGAAGAAGGAUGUGUCUCCACCCUUUAUUUGUGAGGAAACAGAUGAGCAAAAACUUCAGACUGUAGAUGUUACUAGGAACUUGGACCAAGAAAAAUUGGACGAUUUUCUACCAUUAGAAUGCAGAUCAGAUACUGAAUCACCUGUCAAAAAAACAAGUUUAUCUCCCACUGCUAAACUUGGAUACCCAUACAAUAGAGAUGCAGACCCUGCAAAGAAAAAACAUAGUUCCCUGAAGCAGACAGAGACUGAUCCAGAUGCUGACAGAACCACUUUAAAUCAUAUAUCCACAAAAACAGUCCAGCAUCGAAUGUUAUCCAGACAAGAAGAACUUAAAGAAAGAGCAAGAGUUCUGCUUGAGCAAGCAAGAAGAGAUGCAGCUUUAAAGGCAGGGAAUAAGCAGAAUACCAGCACAGCCACACCACUCUGCAACAGGCAGCUAAGUGAUCAGCAAGAUGAAGAGCGGCGUCGGCAGCUGAGAGAGAGAGCUCGUCAGCUAAUAGCAGAAGCUCGAUCUGGAGUGAAGAUGUCAGAACUUCCCAGCUAUGGUGAAAUGGCUGCAGAAAAGUUGAAAGAAAGGUCAAAGGCAUCUGGAGAUGAAAAUGAUAAUAUUGAGAUAGAUACUAACGAGGAGAGUCCUGAAGGCUUUGUUGUAGGAGGUGCAGAUGAAUUUACUAAUUUAGGAAAUGACCUUGAUAUUCCCGAACAAAACACUAAGUUGGUGGACUUGAAACUGAAGAAGCUCCCAGAAGCUCAGCCACAGGUGGCAAAUUCAUUCUCCAGUGCUCCUCAGAAAGCUGUAACUGAGAGCUCAAAGCAAGACAUUAAGAAUGGCACAGAAGAUCUCCAGAUUGAACGAUUACAAAAAGCGACAGAACGUUUCAGAAAUCCUGUUGUGUUCAGCAAGGAUACUACAGUUAGAAAAACUCAACUUCAGUCUUUCAGUCAAUAUGUUGAGAAUAGACCAGAGAUGAAAAGGCAGAGAUCAAUACAGGAAGAUACAAAGAAAGGAAAUGAGGAGAAGGUGGCGAUAGCUGAAACUCAGAGGAAGCCAUCAGAAGAUGAAGUGCUUAAUAAAGGGUUCAAAGACACCAGUCAGUAUGUUGUAGGAGAAUUGGCAGCACUAGAGAAUGAGCAAAAGCAAAUUGACACCCGUGCCGCGCUGGUGGAGAAGCGCCUUCGCUAUCUCAUGGACACAGGGAGGAACACAGAAGAAGAAGAAGCUAUGAUGCAGGAAUGGUUUAUGUUAGUUAAUAAAAAAAAAAUGCCUUAAUAAGGAGAAUGAACCAGCUCUCUCUUCUGGAAAAAGAGCAUGACCUGGAAUGAAGGUAUGAGCUGCUGAACCGGGAAUUGCGGGCAAUGCUAGCCAUCGAAGAUUGGCAGAAGACCGAGGCCCAGAAGCGACGCGAGCAACUCCUGCUGGACGAGCUGGUGGCCCUGGUGAACAAGCGCGACGCGCUUGUCAGGGACCUGGACGCGCAGGAGAAGCAGGCCGAAGAAGAAGACGAGCAUUUGGAGCGAACUCUGGAGCAAAACAAAGGCAAGAUGGCCAAGAAAGAAGAGAAAUGUGUUCUUCAGUAGCGGCCGGACCGGAAUCUCGCCCAACAUUUUAGAGUCUUGGGUUCCUGACCAGAAAAAGUCAGACUCAUUGUUGAUUUAAAACUUUUAACAUUCUGUUUGGUUGGAUUGUACUUCUUUACCACCAACACCCCUUUUCCUCUCCUACCGUUCCAGAUAAUAUACAAAAUUACAAAAUAGAUUUGUUUCAAGAUUUGUUAGUGAGUUAAUCAUUUCCUUGAAAUCAUGUGAAAUAAAUUUGCACAGACACCUUGUGAGUACUUGGUAUUGGGGGUGUUCAAGAAGCUGUUCAAAAAAGAAAAAAUGCUCCCUGCAUUAUUUCUUUUUUUUUCUUUUUUCUUUUUUUUUUUUUUU
This is a messenger RNA of Choloepus didactylus (southern two-toed sloth), 4315 nucleotides long. RefSeq names its product EH domain-binding protein 1-like. Bases 375 to 3656 code for a protein of 1093 amino acids. Gene Ontology annotation, molecular function: protein binding. The record is from RefSeq and is a predicted model, not a curated record. Lineage: Eukaryota; Metazoa; Chordata; Mammalia; Pilosa; Megalonychidae. The transcript has 2 exons.